AUCGGUAUCGGCGUUGACAAAUCAUAAUCGGUCGACCUCUAGUUGUUACCUAGCCUUACCACCUAGGGGCGACCUGUCAGGAAGUCCAGGAUCCAGUUGCAGAGGGAGGUGUUUAGUCCUAGGGUCCUUAUCUUAGUGAUGAGCUUUGAGGGCACUAUGGUGUUGAAUGCUGAGCUCUAGUCAAUGAACAGCAUUUGAAUAGCGUUCUCACAUAGGUGUUCCUUUUGUCCAUAUGGGAAAGGGUGUUGAGUGCAGUAGAGAUUGCAUCAUCUGAUGAUCUGUUGCAAAUUGCCUUGACCAGCCUUUCAAAGCACUUCAUGGCAACAGAUGUGUGUGCUAUGGGUUGGUAGUCAUUUAGGCAGGUUACCUUCGUGUUCUUGGGCACAGGGACUAUGGUGGUCUGUUUGAAACAUGUUGGUAUUACAGACUCAGUCAGGGACAGGUUGAAAAUGUCAGUGAAGACACUUGCCAGUUGGUCAGCACAUGCUCGGAGUACACAUUCUGGUAAUCCGUCUGGCCUUGCGGCCUUGUGAAUGUUGACCUGUUUCAAGGUCUUACUCACAUCAGCAGAGAGCGUGAUCACACAGUCAUCUGGAACAGCUGAUGCUCUCAUGCAUGCUUCAGUGUUACUUGCCUCGAAGCGAGCAUAGAAGUAAUUUAGCUCGUCUGGUAGGCUCGUGUCACUGGGCAGCUCGCGGCUGUGCUUCCCUUUUGUAGUCUGUAAUAGUUUGCAAGCCCUGCCACAUCAGACGAGUAUCGGCGCCGGUGUAGUAUAAUUCAAUCUUAGUCCUGUAUUGAUGCUUUGCCUGUUUGAUGUUUCGUCGGAGGGCUUAGCGGUAUUUCUUAUAAGCUUUAGAGUCCCGCACCUUGAAAGUGGCUGCUCUACCAUUUAGCUCAGUGCAGAUGUUGCCUGUAAUCCAUGGCUUCUGGUUGGGGUAUGUACGUGUGGGGACGACCUCAUCGAUGCACUUAUUGAUGAAGCCAAUGACAGAUGUGGUGUACUCCUCAAUGCCACCGGAAGAAUCCCGGAACAUAUUCCAGUCUGUGCUAGCAAAACAGUACUGUAGCUUGACAUCUGCUUCAUCUGACCUCCUCCUUAUUGACCGAGUCACUGGUGCUUCCUGCUUUAGUUUUUGUUUGUAAGCAGGAAUCAGGAGGAUAGAAUUAUGUUCAGAUUUGCCAAAUUAAGGCCGAGGGAGAGCUUUGCACGCGUGCGUCUGUGUGUGGAAUAAAGUUGGUCUAGAGUUUGGCAAGCCUUGUAUUCUCGCACAAGUUCAUGAAUUAGUGGAUUUAUAUAUACUUUUUAUUUUAAAAAAUCCAAUAUAUUUUUCUGUUAAACUGUUUAUAAUUGGUUGCUCCUAUUCUGCAAAAGGGGGAGUAAUAUGCUUGAGCUGGUUGGCUUUGACAGCAGUUAGCCUAAGUGUAGGACAGUGUAGAGCCCUUUGGUCAUAUGGUGAUGCAGAAAAGAUGCUUGCAUGCUACAUUUCAGUGUGUGUGUAUGACCCAAUCUUACACACACACACCUUGAAUACAUGUGCUGGUUAGCAAGUUACAUGCUGUUUGCCAGAGUGUGAUUACCAGAGCUUGACAGUGAAUUGUUGGACAGUGUAGAGCCCCUGGGUUUUCUGGUGAUGCAGAAAAGGCUCACACACACAGAGGAUAUUUCAGUGUGUGUGAGGGACAGUGUGCAUGUUGAUUUGUCCCUCUUCAGUUACAUGACUUAGCAGAUGAACAGUGCCUAUUUAGCCUCUGGCCCUACUGGCCUCCCACACACAACCUUAAUUUUAACCAGGACCAAACCUCUCAUAAUAGGUUACUUACUGUGAUGAGGCUUGCCGUACUUCCCUAUGGUGUGGUUUUACCUUUUUCCACAGUUGUCAAAAAGACACAAGUUCCCACCUUUUUUUUGUAGUCUUCCAAACAAUAUGUAUUCCACAGACAUGGCAUUUGCAGGCUUGAUUUUAGUUUUUAGCUUACAGCCAUUUUUGUCAGAUGAAUAUUAUCUACAACAAAGAAUGAUACAUGACAAAAUGCUCUUUAGUUUUAACAUGCGUAUUAUGGCUUCUAUCAAGUCAUAGAUGCUCUGUGGAUUUUCAGGGGAGAGAAGCAGGUGACAUGACUGGAGCUGGGGCUGAGGAUGACAUCCCAUUGGGUGAAAGGAAGACGGUCACAGACUUCUGCUACCUGCUGGACAAGUCCAAACAACUCUUCAAUGGUCUAAGAGAUCUUCCUCAGUACGGACACAAGCAGUGGCAGUCCUACUUCGGCCGCACCUUUGACGUCUACACCAAGCUGUGGAAGUUUCAGCAGCAGCACAGGCAGGUCCUGGACAAUCGGUAUGGCCUGAAGAGAUGGCAGAUAGGGGAGGUGGCGUCCAAAAUAGGCCAGCUGUACUACCACUACUAUCUUCGUACCUCAGAAACAAGUUACCUGAAUGAGGCCUUCUCGUUCUACUCGGCCAUCCGUCAGCGGUCCUACUACUAUCAGGUCAACAAAGAGGAUAGGCCUGAGUUGGUAGUGAAGAAGCUUCGGUAUUAUGCCCGCUACAUAGUAGUCUGUUUACUUCUGAACAAGAUGGACCUAGUGAAGGUGCUGGUCAAGGAGCUGUCAGAGGAAAUCGAGGACUAUACACAGCGCUUCAACACAGAAGAUCAGUUAGAAUGGAAUCUUGUCUUACAAGAGGUGGCAGCUUUUGUGGAGGCAGACCCAGUGGUGGUGCUGAACGAUGAAAAUACUGUGGUCUUCACAUCCAAUCGGCUACAGGAGGGGGGCGUGCCUCAGUUGGAACAGGGAAUGGUAGUUGGCCAGCUUACCCUGGCAGAUGCACUAAUCAUUGGAAACUGCAACAACCAGGUCAAAUUCAGUGAGCUAACCAUCGAUAUGUUCCGCAUACUCCAAGCUUUGGAGCGGGAACCAGUCAACCUGGCUACUACAACUUCUAAACCUGGAACAUUGGCCCUUACCCCAUGUCUUCCUUCACAGGAACCCAGCGAGAAGCCAGCCAAGAGAGAGAACCCUCACAAGUACUUGCUGUACAAGCCAACGUUCAGCCAGCUCUACACCUUCUUGUCUGCCUCCUUUAAGGAGUUGCCAGCGAACAGUGUGCUGCUCGUCUAUCUUUCAGCUACUGGAGUCUUCCCUACCGGACGCUUGGAUUAUGAGGGACCAUAUGACUUUGGAGGAGUUCUCACCAACACAAACCGUGAUGUGGUGAACGGGGAGACUGUACAGAAAAGGAACCAAGCCCAAAAAGAGAUGCACUGCCUUCACCCUGGGGACUUGUUCCCUUUCACCCGGAAGCCUCUUUUUGUCAUUGUGGACUCUUCCAACAGCACAGCCUAUAAGAAUUUCACCAAUCUCUUUGGUCAGCCGCUGGUGUGCCUGCUAUCUCCCACAGUCUAUCCAAAGAGCAUGCAAGACCAGUCUCAGCGCGGCAGCCUCUUCACACUCUUCCUGUACUGCCCCCUUCUGGCUUUCUUGUCAGUGUGUGGCCUGAGCAGCCUGCGCCAAGGAUUGUGGGAGAAGGCCGAGGAGUUUCUACACAAGGUGUACCGUGACAUCGGCCAGAUGAUUACACGCUCACAAGCUAUAGACCAAGCCUUUCUACAGUUCUACGGUGAUGAGUUCCUCCGAUUGUUACUGAUCCGCUUUGUGUUUUGCUCGGCUACACUGAGACUGCACAAGCUCUUCCGGGAGUCCAGGAGCUUCCCGGAAUCGUACCCUCAGCUACCCAAACAGGACACGGUGGAGAGCAGCCUCCUGCAGAAGCACGUUCUGGAGCUGGCCGCCAUGUUGGAUGUGCGGAGCCUCUUUUGGGACGGAACGCUGGACGUGAACUACUAACCUUCAGCUGCCCAGCUCGUCACCACCACUAUACAAACGCAUACCACCGCUAUACGCAUUCGCACAAGGGAGAGUCCUCAUCUUUGAGGUAAUUAAGUUACUGGUUGAACACACUGCAAUAGUGUCUGUUUCUUUUUAACCCAAGAUCCCCUUAUUUCCCCUACCUAAUUUACUUUACCCUAUCGGCUAUACUUAUUUUAAGUACAUUCAUACAGCUACUUGUGGAAGUCAACUAUGUACAAUGCAAACAUGAACAAGUUACCUAGCUACUUAUAUCCACAUGAGCUGAGCAUGUACUACCAUGUUGUUACUAUAUAAAAAAAGCACUCAAAUGAACACAUGGUGCAGCUAUUUUGGUGGCAGGAGGACACGUGAAGCUAUCGAUGGCUUUAACACUUAAAAAGACAGAAAAUAAAUUAACAUAGUUUUACGACAGCACUGCCUGCAAUGGGUUCUAGAUGGAUGCUUCCAGCUAUCUGAACUGCAAAUGAACUUCAAUGCAAGCUGUAGGGAAGUCUCCUCUUCUGUGCAUGGGUAGAUGUGUUGGCCAAGUUUACUGGAUGUAGGGUUUAGAGUGAGACUAACCUCCAUAUUUGUUUACCCAAAUAGAUCUGCUGGUUUUAACACAUCUAAUUCUAAUGUAAUUGCCUGGAGGUUGCUUUUUUUGUUUAGUUUCAGUAGUCUGUUCUGGGUAAAGUAACAGAGUGCCUGCCUAUGCAGACCCUCAUGAACAGUUUAGCCCUGUUCAGAAACAACCACUUUCUCCUACCCUCUAGGCACCAGCUCUGACCCGUUUAGAUACCAGCUCCUAACAUCUAGGUACUAACAUACGGUGGCGGUGUCAGCGGCUCUGAAUGAUCUGCAAACAUAUCCGCUCAUUUAGUGCAGUGACUGAGCAAGCGGGAGGUCGCUAAUCUAUUUUCACUGUCUAUUACUCCUUGUAUCAGAGCAAGUUUUCGGAUAGGGUUUACCGCGGGUAUAUGUGUAGGCACCCUGCAGGUACACAGCUGCCCAGCCCCUCACAGGCCAAUCAAAAUAGAUAAAUAGACACAUCUCUCCCAAUCUUCUGCUUUUUCAAAGAAAUCACUUGAGGAACCAGGGUAACACUCCUUCUGGGGUGGAUCUUUUAAAAGAUUUAGCUUUGACCUUGAUUGGCAGCAUAUCAUUGGCUGCAUAUCUUUUGAGACAUUGUAGGGAUGGAAAAGGCCUCUCUAUGCUGUAGCCUAUAUGUUUUGGGGGUUGCAUCCCAUGGCAAUUAUAGUCUUACGUAUUCUCUACUUAACCGGCUUUCUCCUGACCAGUUCUUUCAGACCAGUGGGGAUUAAGGAAAUUAGGUAAAGGGGGUAGAUUCUGAGAUUCACCCCUCCUGAUUCAACAACUAUUGGUUUCUGGAAAUGUAGGACUUUGAGAGGCCCUGUGUCAUUCAUUAUAACUAAGCCCACAUAAUGGCAUUCCUCUGUCUUAGGCAUGAUGGUUUACUGGAGAGAGCUCAUGCUGCUGUUUCUCUUUCUUUGCAUGUCUUAUCAGUAUUCUUGUCCAUAGAGUUUACUCUGUCGAGUUCAUGUUAGUCUGUUUGCAGGUCAGUUCCAGCGUUAGCCGUCUAGUGAGUGCCCUGCAUGGCAGCAAGCGUCAUCUAAUUUCCUUAUAUUGAUGGGGGCUUGAAGCAAUGGAACCGGGUAGUGCUGAAACUGACUCCUGGCAACCAUUUUUAAGUACAUGUGUGUGGUGAUGAACAAAAAUAGCCAAAUCAUUUUGUUUUUUGUAUUUACUGAGAGAGAAAAAAUGAAUUUCAAAAGUAAGAAAUCACAAUUUUAAAUGUAUAUUUAUGUUUAAUUGAAAAUAACAGUAUGUGAUACAGAGAGAUGUUUGGUCUUUAGUACGUAUGUUGAAUUGUUAAUUGUAGAAGCUGUGAAAAAUAUAUGCAGUUGGCACAGCAAUUUUAAUGAAUGAACUGCACAUUGUUCCCCCAAACCCCCCCAUCAGUUGUUUUGGUCAAAUUCAGCCAGCAUACAUUCCAAGGACAUGGAGAGAGUCGGGGAAACUGGCACGGUUCUCCCUAUUGAAACUAACAAAAGUGGACCAUUUCAACAUGGGAAAUACUAUUCCCCAUGGCAAUUAUAAUCAUAUUUUGUUUAUUUGUUGACAAUGAUAAUAUGAUUAAUAAUGAUGAUAAAACAAUAGUAGCCUUGCACUUUACUGUAUUGAAUUAUGACCUAAUCUUAUUUGUCGUGCUGUCAGUAUAAAGGCAUGCCAGAGAACGUCCAAUCCAUUAUUCCCUAUGCCACCCCACGAUCAUUGUAAUACACAUUUAGAUAUUUGAUGUUUUUGUCAAUGACAAUGGACAAGAACACUGUCCAUAUUUUUUGUAAAAACCUUAAUUGUUGUGAUAUAUGAUGUUAUCUGUGUUAUUUCAUUAGAGCAUGCAUGUCUGUCCAUGUUUGGGAUGGCAGCACAGGGCAUGAUCAUCCAGAUCACACAAGACUAGCAUCCUAGCUCACUGGGAAGCACAAGCUAGUGCAACGAGCUACACUACCGUAGCUCAUCUUCUCUUCACUUAGGGGACCCACUUUCAUAGAAAUGUAUAUCUACAAAGCCUCUGUGGACUGUUUCAUUCAAACUGCCUUUUGGUUUUAUCCAGUUUUUUUUUCUUCAAGCACAUCAUGACCGCGGCGUCACAGUCCAAUUUUUAAUUGCCACCAUUUUUAUGGACCACUCCAAUUUCCAUAAGAGUUAUCACUGCCAAAACAAGUUGACUGAUGAGCUUUCAGGGAAGGCCAUGAAGAAUUACUGUCCAGUUGAGCAUAUCACCCAUGUUUUCUUGGACUAUCCUUGAUUCAUGAAUUUACAAACAUGACGAAGUCCUCAAGGGAAGAGGAAAAGACGGAGCACCCAUACUUAACUGAUUCAAAAAGGUUGCGAGUUGACGCAUUGUGACCGUGUCAUAUCAUACACUGUGAAUUGUAUGCAGUAAAACCAUUUUGGGACAUGUUUUCCUGCUUUGUCUUUGGGCCUUUGUUUACAGCCCGUUGUAAUCUCGUGGUGACUUUACUCUCCUCCAUGUAGUGUGUUAUUGUGCAUUGUAGUUAGGAGCAAGAGGGGAACAAAAAGCACUCCUAUUCUUAUAGAAAAGUGUCAAAGCUUCCUGUGCAAACUGAAGUGAAGCUGCCCCUUUACCGUGUAUCCCCAACCCAAAAUAGGUCUUACUAGUGAGGAUAGUACAGUAUAUGGAAAGUACAUAUGAUAUUUAUGCAUAAUGACAAAGCCCUAGACACCAUUUAUUUAUGUUAUAAUACUUGUAAAUUGUGACAGGAUGUGGCUGACCUCUUUCCCCUGUUGGCAUGUAGUUGAAGCCCCUAAUAAGGUGAAAUGUUGAGAAACAAAGGAAUGUCCAUUCUAUAAAUUACGUAUCUAUUAUUUGAAAGUCAUGUCAAUUCUGUGCAAUACAUUUCUAUCUGCAAUGCUUUGAACGUUUCGCACCAUUUGGAUAAGCCCUAGAUGAGUAACACAAUGAUAUGGAACAAAAAUGUAUUUAAGUAUGAACAUUAAUUUCUUGGGCCUAAAUCUAAAAUGUUACUUUGAGAGUAAGGGUGUUCUUUCUACCGGUUCCUACUGUUGUGGGAGGGAACGAUUUCAAAGUGAUAUAUUGGUCGGAAUACUCUUUCUUUAUAAGUUAAGGGUUUCUAGAGAUGCUAGUUAAACAUUAUUUGGCAUUCUUUGUUUAUAUCCUUUAAACGGUUCUGUCCCAUUUGUUGCCAAUUAUAUUUGAUGUUAAGUAUGAAGGAAAAAUAAGUUGACCAAAACAUGCAAGCUUUUUUGAAUGCUUUAAGAAAAUUAAAAGUUUGACUGUUUUGUUUUAA
This is a messenger RNA of Oncorhynchus masou masou (cherry salmon), 7700 nucleotides long. It is a transcript of the gene scai, whose product is annotated as suppressor of cancer cell invasion. The transcript has 16 exons. The record is from RefSeq and is a predicted model, not a curated record. Gene Ontology annotation, cellular component: nucleus. Bases 2023 to 3843 code for a protein of 606 amino acids. NCBI's taxonomy places the organism in Eukaryota, Metazoa, Chordata, Actinopteri, Salmoniformes, Salmonidae. Gene Ontology annotation, molecular function: transcription corepressor activity. Gene Ontology annotation, biological process: DNA-templated transcription.